This is a messenger RNA of Chanos chanos (milkfish), 3315 nucleotides long. RefSeq names its product adenylate cyclase 2a (gene adcy2a). Gene Ontology annotation, molecular function: adenylate cyclase activity. Bases 16 to 3315 code for a protein of 1099 amino acids. The record is from RefSeq and is a predicted model, not a curated record. The transcript is spliced from 25 exons. Gene Ontology annotation, cellular component: plasma membrane. NCBI's taxonomy places the organism in Eukaryota, Metazoa, Chordata, Actinopteri, Gonorynchiformes, Chanidae. Gene Ontology annotation, biological process: intracellular signal transduction; cAMP biosynthetic process; adenylate cyclase-activating G protein-coupled receptor signaling pathway.
AGAAGGGCAAACUCCAUGUGGCGGGAAGCCAUGCGCAGGAAGCGCUACCUGCUGGAGCAGCGUGACCCGUCGGACCCGGGGGCGGCUUUGGGGUGUCGGAAACAGAGGUCUCCGGACUGGCUUUACGAGUCGUACUACUGUAUGAGUCAGCAGCACCCCCUGAUUGUGUUCCUGUUGCUUAUCGUCAUGGGAGCCUGCUUAGCAUUGCUGGCCGUUUUCUUCGCUUCGGGGCUGGACAUCGAGGACCAUGUGGCGUUUGUAAUCACUGUCCCCACGGCUCUGGCUAUUUUUCUCAGCAUCUUUGUCCUAGUCUGCAUCGAGUCUGUGUUUAAGAAACUGCUCCGGGUUUUCUCCUUAGUGAUAUGGGCAUGCCUGGUUGCUAUGGGUUACCUCUUCAUGUUUUUCGGAGGCAUCAUCAGUCCCUGGGACCAGGUCUCCUUCUUCUUAUUCAUCAUCUUUGUGGUGUACACCAUGCUGCCCUUCUCCAUGCGUGAUGCUGUCAUCGCUAGCGUGCUGACCUCCUCUUCUCACACCGUGGUCCUCAGCGCCUGUCUCUCCACCAAGGCCGACCGAGUGGAGCCUCUCGUCUGGCAGAUUCUGGCCAACAUCAUUAUAUUUAUCUGUGGAAACAUGGCAGGAGCGUAUCAUAAACACCUCAUGGAUCUGGCGUUGAAACAGACGUACGAGGAUACCUGCAACUGCAUCAAAUCCCCCAUCAAACUGGAGUUUGAGAAACGCCAACAGGAACGUCUGCUGUUGUCUUUGCUCCCAGCUCACAUCGCCAGGGUUAUGAAGGCCGAGAUCAUUCAGAGGUUACAAGGUCCGAAGUUUGGCCAGGUGGAGAACACAAACAACUUUCACAAUUUAUACGUCCAACGUCAUACCAACGUCAGCAUUUUAUAUGCUGAUAUUGUGGGUUUCACACGGCUGGCUAGUGACUGUUCCCCUGGAGAGCUGGUUCACAUGCUGAAUGAACUAUUUGGCAAAUUUGAUCAGAUUGCCAAGGAAAAUGAAUGUAUGAGGAUUAAAAUUUUGGGAGACUGUUACUACUGUGUGUCUGGCCUCCCUGAGUCACUGCCAAACCAUGCCAAAAACUGUGUUAAAAUGGGACUUGACAUGUGUGAGGCCAUCAAGAAGGUGAGGGAUGCCACUGGCGUUGACAUAAACAUGCGGGUGGGUGUACACUCCGGAAAUGUCUUGUGUGGUGUUAUUGGUCUCCAGAAAUGGCAGUAUGAUGUCUGGUCACAUGAUGUAACAUUAGCCAAUCACAUGGAAGCUGGGGGUGUGCCCGGACGGGUCCAUAUCACCUCUGUCACACUGGAGCAUCUGAAUGGAGCUUACAAGGUUGAGGAUGGAGAUGGCCAGGAAAGAGAUCCCUACCUGAAGGAACAUGGGGUCACGACCUAUCUGGUUAUCAACCCAAAGGCAGAGAGAAGGAGCCCUCAGCAUCACUACAGGCCUCGACACACCAUGGAUGGGGCGAAGAUGAGAGCUUCCGUGAGAAUGACUCGAUACCUGGAGUCUUGGGGAGCCGCCAAGCCUUUCGCCAAUCUGCACCACCGUGACAGCAUGACUAAUGAGAAUGGCAAAAUCAAUACAGCUGAUGUACCAAUGGGACAGUACCAUUUCCAGAGGCGCUCAGAAAGAACGAAAUCCCAGAAGAAGCGCUUUGAGGAAGAGUUAAACGAGAGAAUGAUCCGAACUUUUGAUGGCAUUAAUUCCCAGAAACAGUGGCUCAAAUCUGAGGAUAUUCAGAGAAUAUCAUUGUUUUUCCACAAUAAAACGCUGGAAAAAGAGUACAGAGCAACAACCUUGCCAGCCUUCAAGUAUUACGUAACUUGUGCCUGUCUGAUUUUCCUCUGUAUCUUCAUCGUGCAGAUUCUGGUCUUGCCAAAGACGGCUGCUCUGGGGAUAUCCUUUGGAAUGGCAUUCCUGGUUCUCUCAUUAAUUCUCCUCAUCUGCUUCGUCGGGCAUUUCCUGCACUGCAGUAAAACCGCCUCCACGUCUUGGCUCUGGCUCCUAAGAUCUUCGGGAAUCAUAGCCAACAAACCCUGGCCUCGGAUUACCCUCACCAUGGCGACCACUGCCCUCAUCCUGAUCAUGGCCGUGUUCAACAUGUUCUUUUUGGAAGAUAAUUUGACAACUUCAGUACCUUUUUACAAUACAUCGAACGAAACUCUGUUUCAUCCAGAUGGACAUCCAAUCGUCAUGAUGGAGAGAGACAAUUUCUAUCUUCCUUAUUUUAUCUACAGCUGCAUCCUGGGCCUUAUCUCCUGCUCCGUCUUCUUACGGAUCAACUAUGAGCUGAAGAUGCUCGUCAUGGUGGCGGCUGUGGUGGGCUACAACAUCAUCAUUCUCCAUUCUCACGCCUCUUUACUGGACGAAUACAGCAGGUUCCUCUACAAAACAGAAGCUCUGGACAGGCCAGGAGUUCUGAAAGACUUGAAGACGAUGGGCUCUGUCUCUCUCUUCAUCUUUUUUGUUACUCUUCUUGUGUUGGCCAGACAGAAUGAAUAUUACUGUAGGUUGGACUUCCUGUGGAAGAAUAAGUUCAAGAAAGAAUGUGAGGAGAUUGAGACCAUGGAGAACCUCAAUCGCGUUCUGCUGGAGAAUGUUCUGCCUGCCCACGUCGCUGAACACUUUCUUGCGAGAAACUGGAAGAACGAGGAUCUUUACCACCAGUCAUAUGACUUGGUUUGCGUGAUGUUUGCAUCAAUCCCUGACUUCAAAGAGUUCUACACAGAGUCUGACGUCAAUAAAGAGGGUCUCGAGUGCUUGAGGCUCCUGAAUGAAAUCAUUGCAGACUUUGAUGAGCUCCUUUCUAAGCCAAAGUUCAGUGGUGUUGAGAAGAUCAAAACCAUUGGAAGUACCUACAUGGCAGCUACUGGCCUGAAUGCUACGCAAGGCCCAGAAUACACACAGGAGCAUGACAGACAGUACAUGCAUAUUGGCACGAUGGUGGAGUUUGCCUUCGCCCUGGUGGGAAAACUCGACGUUAUCAAUAAGCAUUCCUUCAAUGACUUCAAACUAAGAGUUGGUAUUAACCAUGGACCGGUUAUCGCCGGGGUCAUUGGAGCACAGAAGCCUCAGUAUGACAUCUGGGGAAAUACAGUGAAUGUAGCCAGUAGAAUGGACAGCACGGGGGUGCUAGGGAAAAUACAGGUAACCGAGGAGACGAGCAGGAUCCUGCAGACGUUGGGUUACAUGUGUACAUGCAGAGGCAUCAUCAACGUCAAGGGAAAAGGAGAACUCAAAACGUAUUUUGUUCACACUGAAAUGACGAGGUCCUUAUCACAAGGGAAUGUAAUGCCCUGA